AUGAAGUCUCGAGUUCUUCUGCUUUUACUUUCAUACUCUACAGCCUCACAAUCAUCAUUCAUCCAAAUAACCCCCAAAAAAUACUUGAAUUUGGCUGAAGGAAUUGUAAAAAUACUAGAUGAAGUUCUGAUUGACAAUAUGGUGACAGUGAACGUCGUACCAGUCGUAAACAGUUAUGAAAGCAAAGAUUUUCGUGAAAUAUUCCUUCAAAGAUUUAUGAAAGAUCCAAAAAUUCGAGUUCGUCAUCAAGAAGCUAAGUUUGUUAAUGCAAUGGGCACUGGAUCUUCUCGAAGGACUUGUGUUGUGGAUGUCAGGACUUAUUCCGAAUUUAAAAUGUUUUUUGCAAGCAUUUCCUCGGACAAAUUUGUUUAUCAAGGAUAUUACUUGAUUGUGCUGACUAAAGGAGAAAUUGAUCGAAUUCAAGACAUUUUUGCGGAUUUGUGGAAGUUGGAAAUCUAUAAUGUGAUUGUGAUUUUUGAGGAUGACUAUGGACAUGUUGCAGUGUUAACUUUCUUCCCAUUUAGAUCAAGCACCGACUGCUCAAAUACUACUCCAGUUCUUAUCAAUGAAUUUAUCAAUGGAACCUUUAUUCGAGGAUUGUCUAACAUAUUCUUAAACAAAAUGGAAAAUCUACAGCAUUGUGAAAUUCGUGUAUCUACUUCAGCUAGGUCAACACCCUACAUUUUCCUGAAAACCGGUCAGGAUGGAAUCACUCGAUUUUAUGGACGAGAUUAUGAAUUAAUUCUGGCAUUAUCGCAAGGAAUGAAUUUCAAAAUCAAUUUUACAUAUAUCGGAUAUCAUGGAUACUCCCUUAUCAAUGGAACUAUGACAGAUGCAUUAGGAGCUUUACAAAAUAAUGACGCUGACCUUGCCAUUGCUGACUUCUGGUUGAAGCCAUAUCGUUUGAAAUUUUUCGAUGCAUCAUCAUCUUACAUAUCUGAACAGCUUGCUUUCGUUUUUCCCACACCGGGAGAGUUAAUAUCGCUAGACAGGCUUCAUUAUCCACUAGAACUACCAAUAUGGCUUCUUUUGAUUGUUUAUUUACUGAUUGGAACUGUAACAAUCUUCUUGAUUAAUAGACAGUCACGAAAUGUUCAACAUUUUGUAAUUGGAAGGAAGGUUAGGUACCCUUAUUUUAAUAUUUGGAUUGGAAUAUUAGGAACGACUCAACAUCGAUUGCCUGGAAGGAAUUUUUCGAGAUUCCUGCUCAUGAAUUUUCUGAUUUUUACACUUGUUAUGCGAGCAGCUUAUCAAGGCAAAAUGUAUUACUUUUUGCAAUCUAACAUGAGAUAUCCAGAGCCUCAAAGUAUUCAGGACAUGAUUGAUAAUGAUUACGAGUUUGAAUUCUUUCAGGGACAUUUGGAUUUGGUUGCUGAUCUUAAUAGAUUUGAGAAUAGGAGAAUCACAAAUGAAAAUUUCGAGUACGUAAAGUGGUUCAGAAAUGCAAAACCCAAAACUACAGUCAUUGCUUCAUAUUCAAGCUACAUUGACACUUUGAUAUUAGACACAACAUUAAAUCUACAGUUUUGUCGUGAAGUUUUCUUAAUCAUGCCUUCAGUCAUAUUGACUAGGAAGAACUUUUAUCUACUUCAAGCAAUUAAUGACCACAUUGAUAGUCUAACCUCAUCUGGACUAAUUAAGUUUUGGCAUGAUAAGCAAUUGUAUGGAUAUCGUAAACGAAAUGUUUCCGAAAAAGAUCCGAAAGUACUGAAUUUUGAACAUUUGUCUGGAUGCUUUCAAUUAUUAGGUGGGGGAUGCUUGAUAAGUCUUGUUGUAUUUUUGAUGGAGUUUGUUUUAAUGAAAUGGAAAAGAAGGAUGAAUGGAGGUAUAUUUAAAAUGUUCUAA
Molecule: messenger RNA, 1845 nt
Organism: Chironomus riparius
Lineage: Eukaryota; Metazoa; Arthropoda; Insecta; Diptera; Chironomidae
Source: the annotation of a GenBank genome assembly